Messenger RNA from Dryobates pubescens (Downy woodpecker), 1741 nucleotides. RefSeq names its product carboxypeptidase N subunit 2-like. Gene Ontology annotation, cellular component: plasma membrane. Gene Ontology annotation, molecular function: protein binding. The transcript has 3 exons. The record is from RefSeq and is a predicted model, not a curated record. The coding region runs from base 1 to 1704 and encodes 567 amino acids. Lineage: Eukaryota; Metazoa; Chordata; Aves; Piciformes; Picidae.
AUGCUGUGGAUCCCAAGUCCCACGUUUGCCACCAGUGUGCAGGAUGUAAGGACCUUCGCUUGGCUCCUUCUCCAGUGCAGGCUCACGGGCUACGUGCUGCUGGGGCUGGAGACCCUACUGGUGGGAGGGCUGCCCCUGCCCUGUCCCCCUCCUUGCCAGUGCUACGACACCUCCAAGGUCUUCUGUUCAGACGAAAGGCUGCGAGAGAUCCCGGCAGGGCUGCCAGGGAAUGCCACUCAGCUCUUCUUCGUGGAGACAGCCCUGAGCAGCAUCCGCAGCGGGGCGCUGGGCUUCAGCACCACCCUCACUAAGCUGGUCUUCCUCAACAGCGACAUCCAGGAGCUGGAGCCCGCUGCUUUUGGAGGGCUGCCCAACCUCAUCGAGCUGGAGGUGUCGGGCAACCCCUUGCCAGCAGUCAGCCCGGAGCUGCUGGUGGGGCUGCCGAACCUCAGCAAGCUCUCACUGGGUGCCAACACCAUCCGCUCCCUGCAGCCAGGGCUCUUUGCUAGCGCCCAGCACCUGCGGGACCUGUGCUUGCGGGGGAACGUGAUUGAGUCCCUGCUCCCCAGCAUCUUCCGCCCCCUCCGGCGCCUCCAGACGCUGGACCUCUCCCAGAAUGUGCUGGCUGAGCUGCCGGCUGGGCUGCUGGCCCCCCUGACUGCCCUGCACCUCCUCAAGCUCAGCGACAACCUGCUGACACGCGUAUCCCCCGCUGCCUUCAGGACCCUGGGCAGGCUGGCGGAGCUUCACCUGGACGGGAACCGUCUGGAGGGGCUGCCCGACGGCAUCUUCAGCGGGCUGGGGGCGCUGCGGCGCCUGCAGCUGCAGCACAACGCCCUGCGCAGCCUGGCCCCUGACACCUUUGCCAACCUACACAACCUCACCACCCUCAGCCUGGAGGGCAACCACCUGGCUGCUCUGCCCACCGCCCUCUUUGCUGGGACCCCACACCUCCUCCAUCUUUCGCUGGCUCGCAACCAGCUGGGUGUGCUGCCCCGGGGGCUCUUUGCCAACCUGUCUGCGCUGCAGACCCUGGUGCUCUCCCACAACAGCAUGGUUCACCUUCCCACUGGGGUUUUCCAGGGGCUGAUGGGGCUGGUGACGCUGCAGCUGAGCCACAACAAUCUUUCCAGCCUGCCUGCUGGGUUGCUGGCCGGGCUGCCCCUCCUCACUGCCUUGGCACUGGACCACAACCACCUGUCCCACCUGCCCCCAAAGCUCUUUGAUGACAAUUUGGAUCUGGCACAAGUGGGGCUGGCUCACAACCCCUGGGCCUGUGACUGCCACCUCGUCUAUCUGCUGGGCUGGCUUCAGAGCGUUGCUGAGCCCCUCACCCAUGCACGAGCUUCCUGCGCCAGCCCAGCCCCUCUCCAGGGACAGUCCCUGCUGGAGGUCCCCCAGGGGCGGCUGGAGUGCCCAGGAUCACCCCCUGUCCCCACAGAGGAGGGCUGGAACAGGGAGCCAGGUGAUUCUUGCACUUACAGCAACCCUGAGGGCACUGUAAGCGUGGCCUGCAGUGCCACAAGCUGCCAGCAGCUCAGCCUUCACCUCCCCUCAGCUCCGGGGCAGGCAGUGGGGCCUGGGCUGGCAUACCAGGGCACCUGGGUGCUGCACUCCCACUGUGGCACACUGCAGGUCAGCAUCCUCAUCACGCCACAGAUGAGGGAUGAGGCCACGUCGCCAGGUCUCCCCACCAUGCCCUAGAGCUGGGGGAGGCAGCUGCUUGCGCUCUGCUCUUGCA